Ananas comosus (pineapple) is the source of this 1392-nucleotide messenger RNA. RefSeq names its product protein PGR-like. Bases 170 to 928 code for a protein of 252 amino acids. The transcript is spliced from 5 exons. NCBI's taxonomy places the organism in Eukaryota, Viridiplantae, Streptophyta, Magnoliopsida, Poales, Bromeliaceae. Gene Ontology annotation, cellular component: membrane. The record is from RefSeq and is a predicted model, not a curated record.
UCCGUCCACUCUCCGCGCAUUAUCAGCCUCGUCUCUCACCUGUGCAGUACAAAAAACUACCCUUCCCCCGCUUCCCCAACACUCCCUUCCCCAGUGAGAGCUCCGAGAAGAGAGAGAGAACCCUAGGGAGCGCCCUGAGGAGAGAGAGAGGGCGCUGCGCGCGAAGGAGAUGGAGGGAUUAUUGAUCCGAUCCGUGGCGGCGGUGGCGCUCUCCGCCGCGAUCGCGGCGAGGGCGUACAAGCGCCUCUCCCUGGACCUCUCCGGGGCGAUUCUAGGGUUCUUGGUGAUGGCGAUCCACAUCGCAGCUGGGUACAGGUUCGGAGCGCUGCUUCUCGUGUUCUUUUUCACGUCCUCGAAGCUCACGAAGAUUGGCCAGGAGAAGAAGCGGUUACUUGGGGAGGAUUUCAAGGAAGGGGGACAGCGUAACUGGGUGCAAGUUCUGGCUAAUAGCGCAAUCGCGACUGUAUUGGUAGUUGUAGUCUCGGCAAUGACCAGGGGACAUGGUAUGUGCUUGGACACAAAAAAGUCAGAUGUUGUCACUGCUCUUAUUGGUGGUAUUAUUGGGCACUAUGCCUGCUGCAAUGGAGACACUUGGUCCUCAGAAAUUGGAAUACUUAGCAAGGCACAGCCACUGCUUGUUACAAAUUUCAAGAUUGUGCGAAGGGGUACAAAUGGUGCGGUCACUUUGGAUGGGCUUUUGGCAGCUGCAGCAGCUGGAUUUGUUGUUGGCCUUAGUUAUGUCAUUACCGCAUUGCUGACAGCUGAAUGUGCUUCUGAUGUAACUUGGAGGCAGUUGCUUGUUAUACCCAUUGCUACAGCUGCUGGUCUUCUUGGGAGUCUGAUUGAUUCAUUUCUGGGUGCGACGCUUCAGUACAGUGGAUAUUGCAAUGUCCGGAAGAAGUCUGGUGUAAAUGAAGGUGGUGAGUAAACGUGGGCCAACAGUGAGCAGGAUUUCAGGAAUGAGCAUACUUGACAACAACGCCGUGAAUGCAGUUUCAGUUCUUUUGACGACAGUUCUUACGGCCUUCGCAUGCUUGUACAUCUUCUAGUUGACCUACACAGGCAACAAGUGCUUGCCCAUCGAUACUAUGUACCAUCGUGGACCAUGCCUCUCGUUAGCAACACAAUCUGCAGUUACAUAUCAAUUGUACGCUUGUUGGCUUUCUUUGAUAUACUGCUAUUUUUUGGCUUCCUUUAUUGGGAACUUUUCUGGAUCCGCACUCCAUUUCUUUCUAGGAAGUGCAAAUUAAGCCCUCCACAAAGGGCUAUUUACAGUGCCAGGAAAAGGAGAUCUUCGUGUACUGGCUUAGUUGAACGUAGUGAUUUUUGUUGCUAGGGGAUGUUUUUGUUGUACAACAUUGCCUGCGCAAUCUAAAAAGAGUCUCUUUUGAA